GCGGACGAGGAAGUGCGUGCGGCGGCAACGGACUGUGGAUUAGCGUGCUGUAAAUGUUUAUGUUCAGGACAUCAGGUCGGAAGAGAAACUUCUGAGUCUUGCUUUUAUGAUGCUGAAGUGUUUGUUGGCAUCCUGGAACUGUUGUUAGAACUAAAGAAGAUCGUAGAGUUUAGCUUUUGAUGAUCUGCGGGAGAAAUUAAUUCCAGAGCUGGAGAGGACUUGACGUAGGCUGUUGGCGGACCUUUUGAAAUGGGUAGAAUCAGUGUAUUAACGGCGGUAGAAUGAAGAGAUGAAGUCUGUGAAGAAGACUGAUGAGGCGCAGUUAAACGGGCGAUCCUGAGCGUGGAGGAGAGAGUGGUUAUCCGCAGCGUGGUCUGUAUGAGCGCUCAGAAAGAGCAUCCGUGUUUGGAUCUGUGAGAUCCGAUCUUACGCGAGAUGUGACUAUUGGUGUCACGGGGAAAGUUCGUCGUCUGAAGGGGGAUGGUGGAAUUUCCGUGGUGUCGGACAUCGUUCAGUACGGCACUACCGGAUGCUGAAACAGCUGAGACUGAAGAGAGAUGUCACAUUACAACACCUGCAAAAAACGCAAUGUAGAAAAUGUAGAGGAUGAAUGUGAAGUGAAUACAAUGAAGCCAAUAAAGCAAGAAAUACUGAUGUGGCAGAACAAGGCGGAAUUAUUACAAAAUAAAGUGAAUGAGUUGGAAGCCUUGAACAGCGAGCUUCGGCAGCAAGUUGUGGAGCUUUCAGCACAGCAAAAUCUGAUUCCUAGUACUUCAGUGGCACAUGGAGAAAGUGGUGCUGAUGACCUAACUAGUGAUGGGAACACAUCAACUGAUGUAGAGUCAUCGGUCACAGAAGAAUCAUGUGAUGAUUCCUCUUCAAGUUCAAGUUCUGAAGAGACUCAAAGAAAAACAAAGAAAAGGAAAAACAAGAAAAACAAAAGCAAGAAACAUAAGAAAAACAAGAAGAAGGGCAAAAAUGAAUAUGACAAGAUAAAACGAGGUAAACACAGUUGACUUUUUAUGGUUUUUCUGUUUAAAUCAUAGUGAAUGAUAAGCUACUUAUUUAUUUAUUUAUUUAUUUAUUUAUUUGCAAUGCAAAUACUUUCUUAUAAAUACUUAUCCACAUUUUGUAUAGCACAGG
Molecule: messenger RNA, 1143 nt
Organism: Megalobrama amblycephala (Wuchang bream)
Lineage: Eukaryota; Metazoa; Chordata; Actinopteri; Cypriniformes; Xenocyprididae
Product: pre-mRNA-splicing factor CWC22 homolog
Exons: 4
Coding region: 558-1016 (152 amino acids)
Source: RefSeq, a predicted model, not a curated record